AUGGCUGAUACGAGAACUCGGAAGGCGAAGGACCGGCUCUUGGCUGUCGCCAAAGGCCCCCAACCGUCAGACUCAAUGCCGAAAGACUUCAUUGAGAGACUGAGGGCGUGCCUUGAGGCUGACCCUCUACUUCCGAGGCCUAAUCCAUCGAUUUCACUCUGGCAAGAACCCCCCCAUCCCACCUUGGCAACUGUUCAGUCCCCCAAUCUCCCUAGCUACGCCGGCUUUGUUGUCCUAGGCUCAGGGAUCACUGGAUGCAGCGUCACAAAGAGCCUAUUAGAGAACGAUAUAUUAGGCUCCGGUGAUAAUCCAAGCCAAGUUCUUGUCCUAGAAGCCCGGAAUCUUUGCAGCGGUGCUACGGGCCGUAAUGGGGGCCAGCUCGUCAGUCCCGUCGGACAUACGUUCGCGGGUUUGGUCGAACGCUUUGGCAAAGCGACUGCGAUGGAGAUGGCUCGAUUUAGCCUCAUGAAUAUUGAGCGCGCGAUGGACAUGGAAUUCCGCAAAGCGUUUCCAGAGCACAGAUAUCUUCACAAGGUUUUCGAGCAGGAGGAGUUGGCCAAGGAAUGGAAUGUCAAGGUUGGAUGUGGCACGAUCAUUCACAAAGCAGGUGCCAUAUGGCCAUAUCGAUUGAUUACUGGAAUCUUUCAAAGUCUUCUGGGCCAGUAUCCCAAUCGCUUGUCUAUCGAAACGAACACUCCAGUUACCGCCAUCUCCCAGUCUUCCUCUUCUCCAGAAGAGACAGCGAACUCGAUCUAUCAGUACGAGAUUACAACUCCUCGAGGAACUGUGCAUGCAAGACAAGUUAUUCACUGCACCAACGCCAACGCUUCGCAUCUUCUCAAGCCUCUGAGGGGUAAGAUGUACCCAUACAGAGGCACGAUGUCAGUCCAGAAAGCCGGCAAACAUCUGGAGAAUGUCGGGAACAGCGCCUCCUGGAGCUUGCUGAAUAAGUCUACGUUGGAUCACAACACAGGAUUGUAUGAUGGUGGCCUGUACUACUUGCAACAGAACGUGUUGACGGGAGACAUUUGGGUUGGAGGGGGAAGCUCGAGCAUUUUCGGCACACUCUCGUCUGAUGACACGUCGGUGCCCGGCCAGGCUAUGAAGGAUCUGGCGAGGUUCCUUCCUAAUUACUUUUUCAAGGGAUGGCCCCAGGGAGAGGAACCCGAGAUCCGGGGGAUGUGGACCGGACUUCAAUGUCAUACAUCGGAUGGGUUACCCUUGAUCGGAAAGAUCCCUGGGUCCGCUUCAGGUCGUAAGAGUAGCACCGCCGAGUGGAUUUGCGGAGGAUACAAUGGAUACGGUAUGGACAAGGCCUGGCUACCAGGCGAGGCACUUGUGAAGAUGAUUGCUGGCGAAGGUGUGCCUGAGUGGCUUCCGAAGGCAUUUUUGCUCACAGAGACCAGAUUUGAGCAGGCCUUGACCCUCGAGAAAGCACUGGAUAGAUGGGUUUCGUUAGCACGAGAGUCAAAUUAG
This is a messenger RNA of Colletotrichum siamense, 1476 nucleotides long. RefSeq lists its product as uncharacterized. Gene Ontology annotation, cellular component: cytoplasm. The record is from RefSeq and is a predicted model, not a curated record. Gene Ontology annotation, molecular function: oxidoreductase activity. The coding region runs from base 1 to 1476 and encodes 491 amino acids. The transcript is spliced from 3 exons. NCBI's taxonomy places the organism in Eukaryota, Fungi, Ascomycota, Sordariomycetes, Glomerellales, Glomerellaceae.